Ilex paraguariensis (yerba mate) is the source of this 363-nucleotide messenger RNA. The record is from the annotation of a GenBank genome assembly. NCBI's taxonomy places the organism in Eukaryota, Viridiplantae, Streptophyta, Magnoliopsida, Aquifoliales, Aquifoliaceae.
AUGUCUCAAAGCCACCUCUUGCCCCAACUCCAAGGAUGCCUGAUGGAACCAGAGGAUUUACAAUGGGACGUGUCUGGCCUCUGGAUUCAAAUCAAAGCUGAGUGUUCUUCAGUUUGGGUAUCAAUUGGAUUGGAUUCUGUCUAUCAGAUAAAUAUUGUGGAUGAUCUACGGAAGUGUAGUGGUUGUAUGAUCCAUUUACCAGCAUCAUCCCACCUGUUGUGGUGGUGCUUCCAACUGGCAAAAGAAAUAGUUACCUUUCUGGGAAAAAAAAAAGUUUUAAGUUUUGCUACCUUCUGGAAAAAAAGUAGUUUUGAGUUUGCUUGUGAGAUGGUGAAUCCAAAUGUAACUGACAUCAGUGUUUAA